Thunnus maccoyii (southern bluefin tuna) is the source of this 1662-nucleotide messenger RNA. RefSeq names its product tripartite motif-containing protein 16-like. Gene Ontology annotation, molecular function: protein binding; zinc ion binding. NCBI's taxonomy places the organism in Eukaryota, Metazoa, Chordata, Actinopteri, Scombriformes, Scombridae. The transcript has a single exon. The record is from RefSeq and is a predicted model, not a curated record. The coding region runs from base 1 to 1194 and encodes 397 amino acids.
AUGUUCUGCCGUACUGAUCAGCAGAUUAUCUGUUAUUCUUGCCCUGUGGAUGAACAUAAAGGACACGACACAGUCUCAGCUGCAGUAGAAAGGACUGAGAAGCAGAGAGAGCUCGAGGUGAGUCGACAAAACAUCCAGCAGAGAAUCCAGGACAGAGAGACAGAUGUGAAGCUGCUUCAACAGAAGCUAGAGGCUGUCAGUCUCUCUGCUGAUAAAGCAGUGGAGGACAGUGAGAAGAUCUUCACUGAGCUGAUCCGUCUCAUCCAGAAAAGAAGCUCUGAUGUGAAGCAGCAGAUCAGAUCCCAGCAGGAAACUGAAGUGAGUCGAGUCAAAGUGAAUAUGAAGAAGCUGGAGCAGGAGAUCACUCAGCUGAAGAGGAAAGACGCUGGGCUGAAGAAGCUCUCACACACAGAGGAUCACGUCCAGUUUCUACACAACUACCCCUCACUGUCAAAACUCAGUGCAUCUACAAACUCAUCCAGCAUCAAUAUCCGUCCUCUGAGAUACUUUGAGGAUGUGACAGCAGCUGUGUCAGAGCUCAGAGAUGAACUACAAGAAAUCCUGAGGGAGAGAUGGACAAAAACCUCACGGACAGGGACUGAAGUGGAAGUUUUACUACCACAACUAGAACCCAAGACCAGAGCUGGAUUCUUAAGAUAUUCACGUGAAAUCACUCUGGAUCCAAACACAGCAAACCCACUGCUGUUAUUAUCUGAGGGGAACAGAAAAGCAGAAGCAAUGCAAAAACAACAGCCUUAUUCUAGUCACCCAGACAGAUUCACUAAUUGGUGUCAGGUCCUGAGUAGCGAGAGCCUGACUGGACGUUGUUACUGGGAGGUGGAGUGGAGAGGUGGAGGAGUUCGUGUAGCAGUCGCAUACAAGGAUAUCAGCAGAGACGGAGGCUCAAAUGAAUGUGGAUUUGGAUUCAAUGACAAAUCUUGCGCUUUAUAUUGUGACAAUAAGAGUUAUCACUUUUUGUUCAACAACAUCAAAACUCCCGUCUUAGGUCCUUGUUCCUCCAGAGUAGGAGUGCACCUGGAUCACAGAGCAGGUAUUCUGUCCUUCUACAGCGUCUCUGAAACCAUGACUCUCCUCCACAGAAUCAAGACCAAAUUCACUCGGCCUCUCCAUGUUGGAAUUUGUCUUUGUUAUUAUUCUUCUGGAGACUCUGCUGAGUUCUGUAAACUCAAAUAGACAGAAGUCAUUUCAGACUUCAUGUGUCAGAUUCUGUGUUCUGAGAGCUUGUUGCUGUGGUGUUUCUGAACUGUACAGAGAUCAGUUGUCAAUCAUAAUGGGAUUGUCAACACUUUAUUUUCUGUUGUUGUGUUGAUGUUCUUUAAAUGUCACUUUUUCCUGUGUUUUUAUCCAUGGAGGCUAUCGCUGCUAAUGAUGACGUCUUUUACCUUCACUGAUGUUUCUUCAGAUGAAAAUAUAAACUUCUCUUUGUUCUAAAUGUUAGUUUCAUGUUUGUAUUGAUGUGUUUGUAUGCUGUUGUUUCUCUCUCACUUCAGCAUGUUAAACAGAACACAGCACAACUUCAUCAUUGAUAAUUUGUUCUCAUCACUUUGAAUGUACAAUCAAACUAAUAAUCAUGAUAAUAAUCAUUUAUUAUGUUCUUGUACAUUCUGGGUUAAACUAACUGAUUGUGUGGAUGAAGUGGAU